Messenger RNA from Prunus dulcis (almond), 1279 nucleotides. RefSeq names its product F-box protein At2g27310. The record is from RefSeq and is a predicted model, not a curated record. The transcript has a single exon. NCBI's taxonomy places the organism in Eukaryota, Viridiplantae, Streptophyta, Magnoliopsida, Rosales, Rosaceae. Gene Ontology annotation, molecular function: protein binding. Bases 133 to 1143 code for a protein of 336 amino acids.
UUGAAAGCCGUUUGUUGACUCUCAAACAUUUCAUUUGCUCCCUCCCUCCCUAUAAAACCCAACUCCUCACACCCUGUUUUGUCACCACUCAAAACCUCCACUUUCGCAUCCAAAAUUAAGACAAAAUAUACCAUGGGUUUUUCUGCUACAUCACCCACCGUCGAUCAGGGCGACGGCGCUUCGAUCUCCGCCGUCCAUCCCGACAUAAUCAUGGCCCACAUCCUCACCCGCCUCGACGGCCAGACCUUGGCCUCCGCCUCCUGCACAUCCUCCCAAUUACACGCCUUCUCCACAGAAGGAAAACUCUGGCGGGACAUCUGCUCCGCCACGUGGCCUUCCGUCGCCGAUCCACGUGUCGACGACCUCAUUUCCACUUUCCCAGCCGGUCACCGCUCGUUCUUCUCCGACUCUUUCCCGCUUCUCGACAACUUUCCCUCCCGAUUCGAUCUCAGCCGUCCGUCUUCACCUCCCACCACGGAGCUAAUCUCCGCCGUCGAUAUCUUUUACAAAGACCAGCUGAUUUUCUCCAAGGUUCAAGAGUCCGAGACCGAAUCCGGUUGGUUCCUCUGCUCGCCUUUCCGGGUUGACUUACUUGACCCGAAAGAAACAGUCCCGACACCAAUCCGCCACGUCGGAGAAGACCAGGCGUCGCUGAAGCAAUUAGAGGAGAACUUGAGUUUGAGCUGGAUCGUGAUCGACCCGACCCGGAAGCGGGCGGCGAAUUUUUCGAGUCGGAGGGCGGUUAAGGUGCAGCGGCACUGGUUGACCGGGGAGAUACAGUUGCGGUUCGCGACGAUUUUGGCUGGGGAGAAGAGAGGGGAGUUCGUGCAGUGCGGGAUGGUGGUCACGUGCAAUUGGAGCGAAGGCGGGGAGCUGCACGUGAGGGAGGUGAGCAUGCAGGUGGAGGGCAUGGAGGGGAAUCAUUUGAACGGGAAGGAGAGUUUGGUAAUUUUGGAAAGGGCGAUCGAGGGAGGGGAGAGGAGGAAGGAGGUGAAGGGGAAGGGGAGGUUUGAGGAGUAUUUGGAGAUGAAGAGAGAGAGAAGAGAGAGAAAGGAGAGGAGAGAGAAGACUUUGGACAUGAUAUGCAUUGCCACUGCGGUUACUAUUUUCUUGACCUUUUGGUCCUUCGUCUUCUUCAGAUAGAGAGAUUCAUCAUAUCAACCCAGAAGCAAAAACAGUUGGGUUUGAUUUACAGUUAUUACAGUUUAAUUCUUUAAACGAAAAUACAAAAUUUCAUAUACAAAAUGGAUAUUGAUGAUAUAAUCAUUUAUUUUAUUCA